AUGUUCAAUGAAUCUAUUGACGGUCGUCUCGUCGUACCUGAGCCAUCAGCUGCUGUAUGUGAUGGAAGAACAUAUAAUGCUAUGGGUUGCAGUAUAGCCAAAGCACAAUGGUCAAACGCGGCAUGGCGCAGCGAUCAAGUUGGUGCAAUGCAAAUGCAUAAUUGGGAAAAUAGUUCAUGUUCAAUAUUCGUAAAUAGCUCAACAUGUAAUCAAGGUUCUGUAUCGGUGCUGGCUGUUGACGCAAUGUCGCCCGAACAUGUUCAAGCAACUGUUCGAUUCGCUGCGAUGAAUAAUCUUCGCUUAGUUAUCAAAAGCACUGGACAUGACAUUUUAGGUCGAUCGACAGCAGCUGGAUCUCUACUUUUAUGGCUUCAUCAUAUGAGAAACAUGACAUUGAUUGAACAAUACUCAUCCUGUGGCCUCAACAAUGUAUCAAAUGCUAUUCGUUUAGAAGCAGGUGUCCAAUGGAGUGAAGUCUAUCUAUGGCUGAGUAAAAUCAAUUUGGUAGCAAUUGGUGGAACAUCAGGUACAGUGAGUGCGGUUGGUGGUUACCUUCAAGGAGGUGGACACAGUCCACUAUCACGUUGGAAAGGUAUGGCUGUUGAUCAAGUACUUGAAUACGAUGUUGUUACCGCAGAUGGACAACGCCAAACGGUAAAUGCAUGUCAAAAUGGUGACUUAUUCUGGGCAUUAAGCGGUGGAGGUGGAGGUACUUAUGCGAUUGUACUUUCUGCUGUUGUACAAACUUUUCCAUCACCAUCUAUUGUUGCUGCAACAUUUUCAGUCAAUACAUCAAAUGGAACUCGCUAUGAAAAAUUAAUUGAAAGCUUCGUCGAAAUUUUACCGACAGUAGCCGAUGCCGGAUGGUCUGGCUAUUUCGAUAUAGCCGAUAUGACAUUAAGGGUUUUAUUUCAUGUGCCUAAUGGAGAUUGGGCUGCACUCAAUGCUAUAUUGAAUCAAUUUGCGGUCAGCAACAGUGAUUUAGAUUUCAACACCACUAAGAGUUUUGUUGUCCCAUCUUUUUAUGGCUACUUUGCCCUUCUGUUGGAACCGAAUAAUCCUACUGGCUAUAAUCUUCUAGUGAGCUCACGACUCAUUCCGGAAAGCAUAAUUCGGAGUAAACCGGAUGAAGUCGCAGCAGUCUUUGUCCAAGCGAAAGGUCAGAGUACAACUGGCUCGAAUCUUCGUGGAAGUUUAGUAGCCGGUGGACAAGUAUCAAAUACAAAAAACAGAAAUAACAGUGUUAAUCCUGGAUGGCGUACAGCUCUUGUUCGUAUGGCCUGUAUGCAAAGUUGGUUGGAUACAAUAUCCAAAGCUGAUCAAGACUACUUAGCUACACAAGUCUUACUUCGAGCAGAGAUGUUAGACACAGUAUUGCCUGCUGGUUCACAACCAACAUGCUACGGUAAUGAAGCCCAUCCAAAUGAAAUGAAUUGGCAAGAGAAAUUUUUCGGUUCGAAAGCUAUAUACAAUCAACUGAAAAGAAUAAAAGAAAAAUACGAUCCACUGGGACUCUUCGUAUGUACAAAUUGUGUUGGUAGUGACGAUUGGACAUCGGAUCUCAAUUGUCCGAGAAAGUCGAAUUCUAUUAAAGUCAAUCUAACAAUAUUUCUCUUAUUCAUAGAAAUAUUUGCGGUAUUAUCAUAA
Molecule: messenger RNA, 1647 nt
Organism: Rotaria sp. Silwood2
Lineage: Eukaryota; Metazoa; Rotifera; Eurotatoria; Philodinida; Philodinidae
Source: the annotation of a GenBank genome assembly